Messenger RNA from Aplysia californica (California sea hare), 2537 nucleotides. RefSeq lists its product as uncharacterized. The record is from RefSeq and is a predicted model, not a curated record. The transcript has 2 exons. Gene Ontology annotation, molecular function: zinc ion binding. NCBI's taxonomy places the organism in Eukaryota, Metazoa, Mollusca, Gastropoda, Aplysiida, Aplysiidae. Bases 616 to 2475 code for a protein of 619 amino acids.
CAAGAUCUACUAUUAUAACUAUAGGCAUAGGCCUAGGCGGCUCUAUUGAUGCACUGAACAUUAACUACUGAUUCCGUCCAUCAUUUUUUCAGGCUCUGGACAUAAUAGAUAAUUUCACGGUAAGGUGCGCCAUCUUGCCCAGGGGUAUUGAGGGUUACACCCGUGCAUCUCUGUUUACAUCCGGUUUUCGGCUAAUUGGCCCUAGGGAUAGUCGAUUACUGAGAUUUUGUGAUCGAUACUGAAACCGAUACUCGAACGAGCGUAUUAGAUUUAGACCUAAUACACAAUAGGCCGGUACAGUAGGCCUCUGCUCUAUGUAACUGAAUUUGUUAAGAAACAAAAACAUCUCCAAUUAAGAAAGUUUGGUUCGUCUUCCUCGUAAAUAGAAAUAAUAUGAAAUGCUAACAAGUUGUAUUCACAGGUGUUUUCGAGUACAAGGGUAUCGACUUUGCUCAUAAUGUACGAUCUUUGACUGUGUGACUACUAAGUCAAGUGACUAGCCCUAGGCCUCAUGUGUUUAUGUUUUGUUAGCCUAUCCAGUCUUCGUUCCGAGCUCUAGAGAUCUAAUUUUUGAUAAUUUAAAUCUUGCUGACAGUUUUUGAAUAAAGAUCUAACAUGGAAGAUUCUGGUGAUGAUGAUGGAACAAACCAGUUCACUCAAAUGACAAAAACACAACUGGUGGAUUAUCUUGGAGCAAGAGGACUGAGCACCACAGGAACAAAACUUGCUCUCAUAGGUCGGGCCUUUGUGGCGUGGGAAACUGGCGUGACGGUAAAGUCUUCAACAGAAACGUUUCAAAAUCAGUUGAAAGAAGACUACAAGACAACCCUCAAGAAAUUUAGUAUUCCAGACCCAGUUUCAUUGCCUCCUGAUAGUUGGUCUGAAAAAGUUACGAAAUGGCCACCGGUGGACAUGGGAAAAAUCUUCAUGUACCUUCUUAGUACAAGUGAGUACAACAGAGACUAUAUAGGGAAGUACAAGACACAAAAGGCCUAUUCCUAUUUUGCCAGUAAGUUUGUUGGUACCAUUCUGUGGGCACAAGUGCCAGAUGACUGCGACAGAUGUUUCCUGACAUCGGAGGUAACACCGUCACAAAGCGUCAGAGGUGACACCCACAAACAGUGGAUCUUGUUGCGAAACACAGGAGAAAUCCUGACGUCGAUGUGCAGCUGCACUGCUGGCAUGUGCAGUACAUGCAACCACGUUAUUGCUGUGCUGUACAAAGUGGAGUUCGCUAUCAGUAACCAUCUGAACUCUGAAUCCUGCACAGAGACAAGCUGUGCGUGGAAUAAAUGUACUAAGAAAACUGUUGAGCCGAAAAGAGUCGAGGAAAUGGAACUCCGUUCUGACAGUGCCCCAAAGUACUCCUCUUCAGACACUGCAUCGGAAUCUCGGAAACGUAGACUGACGUUCGAUCCACGUCGAGACGGUGAGAACAAAAAGAACCCUGAAGGAAGUUCUCAAUUUCAGACAAAAAGUUUAGAGCCGAUAUCGAUGCCUCCAACCAUGCUCCAAGCAGCGGAACAAUGCAUCGCCAAGAACAGCGGUUUGGAUGACAAGGGAUUGUCAGAGAAAUUUGGUGAGUCUCUUGUGUACACUAGAGACCAGUGUAAGUUGUUAGAAGAGACAACAAGACAACAGGGAUCAUCAACAACUUGGCACAAUCACAGGAAGGGGAGGAUUACUGGAAGCAACAUUAAGCGGGUUGUGAGGAAAAUUGAAGAGCUCAACAGAAAAGUUAAUGCCGCAACCACCUCUCUGACACAUCAUCUUCUGUCAGGCGGGCCAGACUUGUCCCACAUACCUGCCAUUAAGUGGGGCAGAGACAGUGAAGAAAGUGGCCUUCAGGAAUUUGAAGCUAGUAUGCAUUCUAAUCAUCUGAACGUCACCCUGAGAAGAGCUGGGCUCUACGUGAAGAGUACGCAUCCGUAUAUUGGUGCCAGCCCUGAUGCCGUCCUGCACUGUGACUGUCAUGGUCUUAGUACUGUGGAAUUGAAGUGUCCUUUCAAGUUGAAGGGAAAAAACAUUGUAGACAACUAUGCCCAGACGGAUUUUUUAUGCAAAGGUGAAAACGGGGAUCUGGAACUGAAACGUGACCAUGCGUAUUACUACCAGGUUCAGACACAGCUUGCCGUCACUGGGUUUACAGCAGGAUUCUUUUGUGUGUCUUCUUUGGAUGGCAAGCCAUUUAUCAUACAAGUGUUAAGGGAUGACAAGCUGUGGGAAGACAUUCAGCAAAAACUAGUUGUGUUUUUUAAAGGGUAUAUUAGCAAGCACCUACUAGGCCUGAAAGAAUUUUUAUUCUGUCCAACUUGUGACAACCUGAUUUUGGAACCAAGAGAAUGUCAACAGGAGGGCGACAACAGUGUGUGUUGUGAUUCUUGUAACCUGUGGCACCACUGGACCUGUCAGGACUAUUCAAAAGACAAAGACACGUUCCUCUGCUCAUUCUGCACAGGGGACAACAUGGAAUAACAUCAUGCAGCAUACAACAUUGACUGUACAUACCAUCUCAACAGCGACAAAGUAAGUUUAUU